AUGAAAUUAUUUUCUCAUAUGUUAUGUUUAUUGUUUAGUGUUUACUCGUUCAAUGCCACCUUCUCCCCCAAUAUUCCCUCGACUUCAUUACAUUAUUCCAUCUCUUCCCAUUUCUCGACCUUUCACAAACUGAAGUAGCGUUUGAUCCUUGACCAUGGUGUUCUAUAGGAGUGUUUCGCUGCUCUCUAAGCUAAGAAAUCGUGCUUGGAAUGGUAGGAAUUCUCCAUUGUUGAGCCUUUAUCUGUUUUUGACUGGAGUUCAACAGCCAAGUCUGAGCAACUCAGUCAGGUGGCUUCAAAUCCAGACCUCCUCUAACCUUGACCUUCGUGCACAGCUUAAGGAAUUAAUUCCAGAACAGCAGGAGCGUCUGAAAAAGAUAAAGUCAGAAUAUGGAAAAGUUCAAUUGGGCAACAUUACUGUUGAUAUGGUACUUGGUGGGAUGAGAGGAAUGACAGGUCUGCUAUGGGAAACAUCCUUACUUGAUCCAGAUGAGGGAAUUCGGUUUCGGGGUCUCUCCAUACCUGAAUGCCAGAAGGUGUUGCCAGCAGCAAAACCUGGUGGAGAGCCAUUACCUGAGGGUCUUCUCUGGCUUCUUUUAACUGGAAAGGUACCAACAACAGAACAAGUGAAUGCUUUGUCCAAAGAAUUAUGCACUCGUGCCAUUAUCCUAGAUCAUGUGUAUAAAACCAUCAAUGCAUUACCUAUAACAGCUCAUCCAAUGACUCAGUUUACAACUGGUGUCAUGGCUCUUCAGGUACAAAGUGAAUUUGCAAAAGCUUAUGAGAAUGGAAUCCAUAAAUCCAAAUACUGGGAGCCGACAUUUGAGGAUUCUCUUUCAUUGAUUGCUCAACUGCCAGCUGUAGCUGCAUAUAUAUACCGUAGGAUAUAUAAAAAUGGAGAAGUUGUAUCAACGGAUGAUUCGUUAGAUUAUGGUGCAAAUUUUGCGCAUAUGCUUGGAUUUGAUAGUCCAGCCAUGCAAGAGCUUAUGAGGCUUUAUGUCACUAUCCAUACUGACCAUGAAGGUGGAAAUGUCAGUGCUCAUACUGGACAUCUUGUUGCUAGUGCUUUAUCGGAUCCAUACCUCUCAUUUGCUGCAGCAUUAAAUGGUCUAGCUGGACCCCUCCAUGGUUUGGCUAAUCAGGAAGUUUUGCUUUGGAUAAAGUCAGUGGUGGAUGAAUGUGCAGAGAACAUAACCAAUGAUCAAUUGAAAGACUAUGUCUGGAAAACCUUGAAUAGUGGGAAGGUUUCAAAGCUUUAUGAAGUGGUGCCUCCGAUCCUAACAGAACUUGGCAAGCUGAUAUGGGACAGAGCACUUGGGUUGCCAUUAGAGAGACCUAAAAGUGUUACAAUGGAAUGGCUUGAAAAGCACUGCAACAAAUCUAAAUCUGCAUGA
Messenger RNA from Lactuca saligna, 1393 nucleotides. Lineage: Eukaryota; Viridiplantae; Streptophyta; Magnoliopsida; Asterales; Asteraceae. The record is from the annotation of a GenBank genome assembly.